Ochotona princeps (American pika) is the source of this 945-nucleotide messenger RNA. It is a transcript of the gene GEMIN7, whose product is annotated as gem nuclear organelle associated protein 7. Gene Ontology annotation, cellular component: SMN-Sm protein complex. The record is from RefSeq and is a predicted model, not a curated record. The transcript has 3 exons. The coding region runs from base 238 to 636 and encodes 132 amino acids. NCBI's taxonomy places the organism in Eukaryota, Metazoa, Chordata, Mammalia, Lagomorpha, Ochotonidae. Gene Ontology annotation, biological process: spliceosomal snRNP assembly. Gene Ontology annotation, molecular function: RNA binding.
AGGCGGAGCAAGAACCUGGGCACGCCGGGCUCCCAGGAAGCCGCCCCGCGACCACGUGGGGCCAGCGGCGCGGGCGGAACUCAGGCUCCGCCGCUCGCUGCUCACCCGGGCCUUUGCCACGGGGACGCCGGAAGUGCGGGCGCCGGCAGCUGCGGACCGCGAUUCCUGCCUGCCUGGGGCCUGGGCUAGCUCUGGCAUUCCUGUCACCUGAGUUCCUUGGCAUUCUAUGCCAGGAGCAUGCAGAGCCCAGCCCCCUUGCCUGUGCCGGUGCCCGUCCUGCGCCUGCCCCGAGGGCCUGAUGGCUUCAGCCGGGGCUUCGCCCCCGGUGGCCGGCGGGCUCCCCUGAAGCCAGGCGGGACCGCCUCCUCCUGCUCCCCGGCCCAGGAGUCUCUGGAAUCCCAGGAACAGCGGGCCCGAGCCGCCCUGCGGGAGCGCUACCUCCGCAGCCUGCUGGCCAUGGCGGGUCGCCCGGUGAGCUUCACGCUGCACGAGGGCGUGCGCGUGGCCGCCCACUUCGGAGCCAGCGACCUGGACGUGGCCAACUUCUACGUGUCGCAGCUGCAGACGCCCAUCGGGGUGCAGGCAGACGCGCUGCUGCGCUGCAGUGACAUCAUCUCCUACACCUUCAAGUGCUGAGGGCGCCCCGUGUUCCUACGCGUGGAGCGGUGUCGGGGCGCUUGGAGAUUCUGGAUUCUGAAAGCUUCCAGGGUUGAGGCAGUGACACCCUGUAGACCCGCUGAAAGCAGCGACCUCCCUCACAGAACUCCGAACUGGACAGCGGCAGGCAGCUGGGCACCGCCGCCUGGACCGGCACUGGCCCGGCGCACUGCGGGGUCCUGGCCCUCCCCACCUGGGGAAGGGAGUGGGAUUCCGAGGGUGGUUGUGGUCGGGUGCCUGUCCAGGGGAGCUGAAUAAAGGCGUGGAAUUGCCCACCGGGUCUGCGUG